Cotesia congregata is the source of this 870-nucleotide messenger RNA. NCBI's taxonomy places the organism in Eukaryota, Metazoa, Arthropoda, Insecta, Hymenoptera, Braconidae. The record is from the annotation of a GenBank genome assembly.
AUGGUUUUAACCAAAGAAUAUCGUAUUUGUAUGCCGCUGACUGUUGAAGAAUAUCGCAUUGGACAACUUUAUAUGAUUGCCAGACACAGUCAUGAGCAAUCAGAUAGUGAUGAAGGUGUUGAAGUUGUUGAAAAUACUGAAUGCGAAGAUCCUGUUCACGGUAAAGGACAAUUUACUGAAAAAAGGAUCCAUCUCUCCAACAAAUUACCAUAUUGGAUUCAAGCAUUGAUACCAAGAAUUUUUUAUGUCACAGAGAAAGCAUGGAAUUAUUAUCCUUUUACUAUAACAGAGUAUACAUGUUCAUUUAUACCGAAAUUCCAAAUAUCAAUAAAAACACGUUAUGAAGACAACAAUGGUUCAUCUGAAAAUUGCUUAGGAUUAACUCCUGUAGAAUUAAUCCACCGAGAAGUAGAUUUUAUCGAUAUUGCAUAUGAUGAAUUAUCAGCAAAGCAUUACAAAGAAGAAGAAGAUCCAAAGUUUUUCCAAUCUAAAAAAACAGGUCGAGGACCACUGAUUGAAGGCUGGCGUGAAAGUACGCAGCCAAUAAUGUGUUCUUACAAACUUGUUGAUGCUUCAUUCGAAGUUUGGGGAAUGCAAACUCGUGUAGAAGAUUUUAUUCAUAAGUGCAUAAGAGAUAUUUUGUUGCUGGGUCAUCGGCAAGCAUUCGCUUGGAUCGACGAAUGGCACGAUAUGUCUCUCGAUGAUGUCCGUCAGUAUGAGUCAAAAAUGCACGCAGCAACAAACGAAAAAAUUCAACCUAAAACAGAGCCACAAAAUUCAUCCCAACCGGGCACGCCAUCAGGAUCAAUUCCUUCUUCUCCAAAAAGUCCCACCGGGUCUGCUAAUCGUUCUUGGUUUUCGUGGUCAUAA